AUGCUUGCCGGUGGUGAGUUGCCCACACGGCAGCACCUUGAUGCGAGGAGUUCGACUACAGACGGUGGUGCGGGCGAUUCUCUGUCGCCGGCGUCUUCUCCUGGUGGUACGGAGGGUGGUCGUAACAAGUUUCGUCGUGCCCGCAACAGACUGCGCAUUACGCACUUACUCAAUUCGUCCUCCCGAUCUUCAACAAAGGGAAAUGAGUCCGGUAUUCCGCGACUAGAGUCUUUCUCGUCCUCUGCGUCAGUCAUGUCUUCGGGCUCGGGACCUCCCGGUCCCGUCCCCACUAGCGCCUUGCCGCUCAGCCGACCUUCCGUUUCCGGCAUGUCGGGUGUUUCAUCCAUUAUGUCCUAAAAAUAGCACAAUGAUGAGACUUGAUGAACACUGACCAUACGACUCAAAAAUAUUCCCUCAAAGAAGAGAUAUGGCACCGCCGAGAAAAAAUAGUUAGAUAGAUUUAUAAAUAUAUAUUGUAAGAAUAAGAUACCUGUCCUCUAAUUUCACUAGCGGCAAUUCGAGGAUAAUGGAACAUGCGUCCGAAUUAAAGAACUCCGGCGCGGCGAAUUUACUUGCACUUGGUGGAGACCACAAAAGUUUUAUUUUGUAAGGUCUAAGAUUUUGGAUUUUUGACUGAAAGAGUCUAGUUUUUGACUUCAAAUGUCUAACUACUCAUGUAUACGAAGGGAAAACAAUAAAAAUGAUUCCAUAUUAAAUUAGUUCUGAAAAUCGAUCAAGAUCAAGAUGACAAAAACAGAUACGUCAAUACAAAAGAGAAGCAAAGUUUUAUUCUUGCUUGAUCGUUCUCAACUUUACUCAUUUAGUUGCUUGUUCCGUGGCGCAAUAUUGUGGGUAGGUUUUCUCUCUUGAAAUUUUCCAUAGCCUUACCGAAUGUGUCCGAUGCCGAUGCUUGCGUUUCUCCCACUUUCGAGUGUGUCUGUUCAUCGUUUUUGUUCGUAAUACGUGCUGACAUAAAUUGGAGAUUCAUAUUUGUUAGGUAUCUACCUGAUUGACACCGCCUACUUGCGCAUACACGUAAUUUUGCUUAGUUUGCUCCAGUUUCCACCACCCGACUAAACGCAACGCGAUAUUUCUGGGAUGAGAUUUCGGCUGGAUCGGUGUAUCAAUUAAAGUGUUUAGUUGAGGACGCAAUGUUAUUCGUCAUGCAUUAUAAGCUGAACCCUAGCAAGUAACUAGGCGUGAUGCAAAGGUUCAGCGUCCUCAAACAUUGAAUCCUAUCAAUCUAUCAGUAUCAAUCUUGCUUACAUAAAAUAUUAUCUUCAAUUAACAUUUAACAAUUUGCUCCCGUCUGAUUGCAGUUUCAAAUUUUGCAUUAUUUGGUAUUUGUCUGCAGUCGUGUCUAAUUGUCAAAGACACGGAGAACUGCAUCGUCUAGUUCUUGUUCAGUUUUUGUUUUAUUGGACUACAAGAAAUUUGCGAUUGCUUGCCAUUGCCAUAUUUAUGACUCUAUCUAUCUACUACAUAAGUAAGUUGUUCAAGUAAAGAGAUGUCUAUGUAUGGUAAUCUCUUCAGUUUUAUUUGAGAUGAUGUGAAGGAUAUGGGACAGUAAAGAGUCAUCAUUAUCCGCACAACGGGGUGGCUCCAUGCACGGGCUAGGCAGUCGCUCAUGAGCAUCGCCACCGCGCGUCAUGAUUAGGCCGAUGGCUGUUUCGAGCGUAGAGAUGCGGCAGUCGCAGGUGCGGGGAGGACGGUGGCCCAGCCCGUCGCCGGCAGGUACACCCGUCGCCGGCAGGUUCACCGGACAACACUGGGGUCACCGUUUGGGCGUUCUCGGAAUACAAAAAAAAAAAAAAAGGUGCGCUGUGGAGGCAAACUGAUUGACUGGCCGACUGACUGCUUGAUGAGCAUCCGGCUUGCGUGCCUAGCCCAACGCGGAACCCUCACACCAGUGGCAUUAUUGUACUGUCCGGACCCUUGCGCCUUCCAGUGACUCCGUGUCGGGAGACGCGACGGGUGGCGGAAGUCGGGCCUUUUCGGCGGUGGAGAAGUGCGGCGAGAGCCGGCUCAGCAUGCACCGAGGUCCCUGGCGUGGGCUUCAGCGUGGUAGACUGUGAACGAGGAGGGAUAGAUAGGCUGGCCAAGUGCCCGCGUGGCAUUGUCCUGCGAUCGGCCUGGGGUGGGGUUCUCUCCCUCGGCUGAGUCGUGAGGGCCCAGCCUUCAGUAGCCCGACACAGCGCAAGCAAAGCGGGCAGACUCCAAAGACAACCGCAGCUAGUUUGCGCUGGAGGUUCCGCGUGAUAGCAUAGCCUGCGUCAGGUGGCUAGCGUAGCCUCUGGCCUUCUACUAUGGAUGAUCUUUGUGGGCUAGAUCAGCGGGGGCACAGGCGUGCUCGCACAGGCCAGAGCUGGCCCUGGGUCUGUUAGUUCCUUCGUUAUCCAGCGCCGCCGCUCGUUAGACGGCCGCAUACAGUUGCUUGACUGAUUGCCUGACAUCUACAGACAACGCUUACGAGCUAAAAAAUGUAAGGGGUCGCUACAACUAAUUCCAAGAAGUGUAGCAGUGCAGUUGUGAGCAGUGUCAUCCACUACAUAUAGAAUUAUUCAAGCAUCAUCCUCUUCCUCAGAAGCGAGUUGAUGAUCAGACGAGUAAGAAACUUUCUUCGCAGUCAAAAUUAAUAGUGUAGUAGGCACUAUCAAACGUCGGAAUCCCCCCGAGAAGAGCACUGGUCCGAGACCUGCGUCGGGACCGCAGGAGACUGGCACUGGAAUGCAAGGCAGCACCGCGCAUCGAUCUAUUUGCAGAGGCGGUAAUCAGUAACCCUUAUCGGAUGUCAACAAACACCAGCCACAUUCGAUUGGCGUAGAACGAAUCCGCAUCCAGUUGUCCAGGGAUAGAUCAAGAAGAGCGGUAGUUGAUUUUUGUUUGCCGUUUUGGUAUAGGUAUAAUAUCAUAUUAGAUAUUAGUAUUUAUAGCGUUAGUAAUUUUUUCAAGACCAAAAAGUCUCCUCAAAGGGGCCUCCUUAAGGAGCUUCUUUAAGAAAAUUGCAUCCCUUCUAAGCCAGCCGCGCGGCGCUAGCUUGAUGACUUAACGGCUUGCUUCGUUUGUCAUAUCUGUCUAGUUGCUAAGUGCUAAGGCUAACCGAUGCCCAGCGCAGCGGGCUCUUGAUGGGCCCGCUUUCUGGGCAUGUACAAGUACAACAAGUAGAAGAGAGUCUAACAUUCGAGAGAAAUAACAUUGAAAUUUGAAUUUUUGUUACUUACCUGUUUCGGACUUAGAAGAUUAAGUAGAUCAUCAAGUAAAGCAUACUAUCGAGAUUCUUAAUAUUUCAGCCAGCAUCUUCUUCCAUUUCCAUCAUCGUCACUGCACCAUUUUGCGUCUUCAUUAACAAGUUACAAUCAUUCAUAUGUUGUUCAUCAAGUAGUAUUCCAAGUUUUCAGAUCCUUUGGUCGCAACAUUAAUAUUUAAUAUAGUGACUGACCCUAAGUGUAAGUAGAGCUAGAGCUAGACUAGAGGCAGUCGUUUGUGUAUUCAACUAAUGAGUUGUGAUAGUGGAGGUCCAUCAAGAGGGUGUUGAUCUUGACGAGAGAACGGGAUAGUGUAUGACUUUAUCAAAGCUUAAGUUUUUGCUUCGAUAUUGGUUACAAUGCAACGCGGGAAGCAAAGAAAGGCAGCUCAUGUCUAACCCACACUGGAAGGCAAAAGUUUCGACAUCCCACGUGAUUCGAAGCCUUACUAGAUGGACAGGUGUGGAGAUAAGACGAUGCUGUUAUUUUGAUUUUCUUUCGUGGAUUUCCGUUUCGCUUUCGUCGUGUAGGGGUUCUACAUAUUAU
Amoebophrya sp. A25 is the source of this 3791-nucleotide messenger RNA. The record is from the annotation of a GenBank genome assembly. Lineage: Eukaryota; Dinophyceae; Syndiniales; Amoebophryaceae.